Cuscuta campestris is the source of this 1186-nucleotide messenger RNA. Lineage: Eukaryota; Viridiplantae; Streptophyta; Magnoliopsida; Solanales; Convolvulaceae. The record is from the annotation of a GenBank genome assembly.
GUUAUCCAAAUACAUUCCCAAACGCAUUCCCCGCCACACACAAAGAAAAAGUACCCAAAUUCACAAGGACAAAUUUGUCAUUCAAAUAACGGCAUCCAAACAUCAGAAUCCGGCACCACCGCUCAAGAGGCUUCGCCGCCGCGCAUCUUUCUCUUCUCAUCACCCACCCCACUGUAUAGCCCUCUCUUCUCUUCUCUAAUGGCUUUUCAAGUUCAAGGCGAUAGGGCGGGAGUAAACCUUGUAAUGUUGAAUUCUUCGCGCUGCUCCACCAAUCAGUUUGUGACCUGCGUCGCAGCGGAUCGCGGAUUCAAGCCCAGGACCUCGAAAUCGGGAGGAGGACGGCUGAAAUUGACGGUGAAGGCGAGCUCGGAAUCGACUUCCACGCCUACGGAAACCACUACUCCGUCGUUUGGUAAGGUGACGGAGGUCAACAAAGAUACCUUCUGGCCUAUUAUUGAAGCCGCCGGUGAUAAACCGGUUGUGGUCGACAUGUAUACUCAGUGGUGUGGUCCUUGCAAGGUCAUGGCUCCCAAGUUUGAAGAAAUGUCUGCAAAGUACCUUGAUGUUGUCUUUCUAAAGUUGGAUUGCAACCAAGAAAACAAGCCAUUGGCAAUGGAGCUGGGUGUAAGGGUUGUUCCCACUUUCAAGGUUCUCAAGUAUGGCAAGAUUGUCCAAGAGGUGACCGGAGCCAAGCUAGAUGACUUAGUGGCUGCCAUCGAGUCGGCACGGUCAAGUUAGAAUUCUUCCCUUGUUUGAAUUGCCCUAUUUUGUGAAUAAUGCAAUCAAUCAAGUGGCAUGGAUAUAAUAAUGUAACAACAAUAAUAUUAAUAAUAUUGUUGUUCUCCUUUUUAUGUAAGUAAUUAAUAAUCCAAUAGGAUCCCUUCGUAUAUUUGUGUCCUUUUUAUUUCUUAGUAAUCACAAAUCCCCCACUUGAAUCUAAGGUCAUAAACCUCUCACUCGCAUAGUUUCUUCUUCCCAAGAUCUUAAAAAUGUCAAGGACACAAAAAUGAUGCAAAGUUUGGUAUGAUUCAAUGAAAAUUUGGGGCUCAGUUCACUUGAAAGAAGUUCAAUAACUGAAAAAUAAUGUCAUGAAAAUGUCUUCAUUUACCAUUAUAUGUAUCUCAAAUUAUCAACAAUGUUUGACAAAGGUUGAGUUUUAAAGGUUGAGUAAAAACUUAUGCUUUAA